Messenger RNA from Sinocyclocheilus anshuiensis, 1405 nucleotides. Its product is annotated as endoplasmic reticulum resident protein 44-like. Gene Ontology annotation, cellular component: endoplasmic reticulum-Golgi intermediate compartment; endoplasmic reticulum membrane. The transcript is spliced from 9 exons. Bases 73 to 1092 code for a protein of 339 amino acids. The record is from RefSeq and is a predicted model, not a curated record. Gene Ontology annotation, molecular function: protein disulfide isomerase activity. Gene Ontology annotation, biological process: protein folding. Lineage: Eukaryota; Metazoa; Chordata; Actinopteri; Cypriniformes; Cyprinidae.
AGGAGAAGGAGGUGGUGUUGAGAGACUUGCAAGAUCCAACAACAUCGCAACCUCAACCAACACCACUAUACAAUGAAACUAUCAUCAAUAAUACCCGCUCCCGAACUGCGCUACUUCACCCUCCUGCUGGUAACGGGUCUAUAUACUCCAGGAAGAGGAGAGAUCACCAGUCUGGAUGCUGGAAACAUCGAUGACAUCCUUAACAAUGCAGGGGUGGCUCUAGUCAACUUCUAUGCAGACUGGUGUCGUUUCAGUCAAAUGCUCCACCCCAUCUUUGAGGAGGCAUCGAAUAUAGUGCGGGAGGAAUAUCCAGACGCUACACAGGUGGUGUUUGCCCGGGUGGACUGUGACCAGCACUCUGAUAUAGCCCAGCGCUACAGGAUAAGCAAAUACCCCACACUGAAGCUGUUCAGGAAUGGGAUGAUGAUGAAGCGAGAGUACAGAGGUCAAAGGUCAGUGACCGCCAUCGCUGAUUUCAUCCGCCAGCAGAAAGUGGAUCCAAUCAAAGAGAUAGAAAAUCUGGAGGAAAUCAGCACUGUAGAUAGGAGUAGACGCACCAUCAUUGGUUACUUUGAAAAAAGGGACUCUGCCAAUUACCGUACUUAUGAGAAAGUGGCCAACAUCCUGAGAGAUGACUGUGUUUUCCUGGCAGCUUUUGGGGAUGUUUCUAAGCCUGAGCGGUUCAGUGGUGAUAACAUUAUUUAUAAGCCAAUGGGAGAGAAUGCUCCUGACAUGGUCUACAUGGGUUCACUCACAAAUUUUGACCUCAGCUACGCAUGGACACAGGACAAGUGUGUGCCACUAGUCCGAGAAAUCACAUUUGAAAAUGGAGAAGAACUGACUGAGGAGGGCAUCCCAUUCCUGAUCCUCUUCCAUCAGAAGGACGACACGGAUAGUCUGGAGAAAUUUCAGCAAGAAGUGGCUCGCCAGCUUAUCAGUGAAAAGGGUUCUAUCAAUUUUCUUCAUGCCGACUGCGAUAAGUUCCGGCACCCUCUACUGCACAUUCAGAAGACCCCCGCCGACUGCCCUGUCAUUGCCAUUGAUAGCUUCCGCCACAUGUAUGUCUUCCCAGAGUUCAGCGACCUUGCGUAAGUAUUGCACUUGUCCGUAUGUAUUUAUUGCAGAGAUUCUUUCAGCCUCCUCUCUGCAGGUUAUCUCUUGUUCCAGACACCUACCAAUUAAACGAUUGUAGACUUUGGCCCCACAGAAACACAUACUGAGUGAGUGAUAGAGAAUGGGCUUUGAGCUUCAUCUCUCAGCCAGUUAUGCCAAUUAAUUUAGCAACACCUGCAUGAUAGUUGUAAUGUGUAUGAACAUAGUAGCUUAGUUUUCAUAGGUUUAUAACUGUUAUUACUAGUUUAUUACAGCAUCAUAAUUAUUUAUGACACCAGAGGCCAUAUAUGAC